Messenger RNA from Galleria mellonella (greater wax moth), 1919 nucleotides. Its product is annotated as mitochondrial tRNA methylthiotransferase CDK5RAP1. Gene Ontology annotation, cellular component: cytosol; mitochondrion. Gene Ontology annotation, molecular function: tRNA-2-methylthio-N(6)-dimethylallyladenosine(37) synthase activity; 4 iron, 4 sulfur cluster binding. Gene Ontology annotation, biological process: negative regulation of cyclin-dependent protein serine/threonine kinase activity; tRNA modification. The transcript is spliced from 7 exons. Lineage: Eukaryota; Metazoa; Arthropoda; Insecta; Lepidoptera; Pyralidae. The record is from RefSeq and is a predicted model, not a curated record. The coding region runs from base 142 to 1854 and encodes 570 amino acids.
CACUGUCAAUCAUGACGUUGCCGUACAAUGUUUGCAAAAGUAUAAUUUGGUUAUUUUGCUUGAAUUUUGGGAUGAUUUAAAUUAUUUAUUAUAAUAAUAAAAAGGUCUUUAUUAAAAAAAUUAAUACAAAUAAUCUGUGAUAUGAUGUCGUUAAGAUAUCCAAGCCGCUUGGUUAGGCAAAUAAAUAAAAUAACACGUAAAAAUUGUCGAUGUUUUUCGGCACCAACUAGAAUAACUACUAUGAAGGAUAAAUUAAACCAUGGACCAAACUUGAAGGAGUUUAUCACUGGAUCAUCAGAGCCAAUCCUUACAGAACGUCCUAAUAUACCUUAUUUACCUGAUGAUAUUCAAGAUAUAUCAAAGAGAAAAGUUUUUUUCGAUGUGUACGGAUGUCAAAUGAACUUGAAUGAUACAGAUAUAGUAUGGUCUAUUUUGGAAAAAGAAGGUUUUGAAAGAACUGAAAUAGAAGAAGAAGCAGAUAUUUUCCUUGUAAUGACGUGUGCCAUAAGGGAAGGAGCGGAGACCAAGAUUUGGCAUCGUUUAGAUCAUUUAAGAGGUUUCAAACGGCGCCGAGCUCUCUCAAAACAUAAAAAUAGACCAGUAAAAAUCGCAAUACUUGGCUGCAUGGCAGAACGUUUGAAGGAGAAACUUGUAGAGAAAGAGAAGGCAGUUGAUGUUGUGGCAGGCCCAGACAGCUAUCGAGACUUGCCUCGUCUACUCGCGUUGACUGACAGUGGACAAACAGCGGUGAAUGUGCUUCUCUCACUUGACGAGACAUAUGCUGAUGUUGUACCAGUUCGAUUAAAUCAAGAUAGUGUGUCUGCUUUUAUCUCAAUAAUGCGAGGCUGUGACAACAUGUGUACAUAUUGCAUCGUGCCCUUCACACGAGGUAGGGAGCGUUCCCGCCCGAUCACGUCCAUAGUGGACGAGGUGCGAUACCUCUCUGAUCAGGGCGUCAAGGAGGUCACGCUGCUGGGACAGAAUGUCAACAGUUACAGGGACGUGUCCACUCAGAGUGAAGCUAGGGAUACGCAAAUGGCGAAAGGUUUUAAAACUGUGUACAAGAACAAAAAAGGUGGUCUGAGAUUUGCUGAUCUGCUGGACAAAGUGUCCAGUGUAGACCCUGAGAUGAGGAUCAGAUUCACUGCGGCGCACCCGAAAGAUUUCCCUGAUGAGGUGUUACAAGUGAUCUCGGAGCGUGCUAACAUCUGCAAGUUGCUGCACCUGCCCGCGCAGUCGGGCUGCAGCGCCGUGCUGGCGCGCAUGCGGCGCGGCUACACGCGCCACGCCUACCUGCAGCUCGUGCACCACGUCACGCACGCCAUACCGGGCGUGGGUCUCUCCACGGACAUGAUCUGCGGCUUCUGUGGUGAAACUGAGGAGGAGUUCCAAGAGACGCUGUCACUGAUGCAGCUCGUCGACUACAACGUGGCCUUCCUUUUCCCUUACAGUAUGAGAGAGAAAACAACAGCAUAUAGAAGAUACAAAGAUGACGUCCCAGAGCAAGUUAAAAAGGAACGACACAGUCGCAUGAUCGAAUUAUACAGGAAAAAAAGCCAAUUGCUAAACGAAGCAGAAAUCGGGAACACGCAUUUGGUAUUAGUCGAGAGCAUCGUGAAGAAAACAGGCCAAAUAUUAGGCAGAAAUGAAUUGUACAUAAAGGUUUUGUUUGAUCAAACGGAAAUUUUGGCCCAAGAUGGCGGCAGGAGGGCUGUCACUCCCGGCGAUUAUGUAGCUGUCAAAAUUGUUGGCGCCAAAAGUUCUGUGCUGAGCGGCAUUCCUUUAUACCAUACAAGUAUUAGGGAUUUCUACAGAGAAACAAGCUGGGGGGAUAGACAUGCCGUUAGAAUGUAAAUAUUGUAAGAUUUACAUGUGAAUUAAUGUAUCAUUGUUAAUAAAUUUAUUUUAGAUAUCAGUAA